Molecule: messenger RNA, 1809 nt
Organism: Trichomycterus rosablanca
Lineage: Eukaryota; Metazoa; Chordata; Actinopteri; Siluriformes; Trichomycteridae
Product: tripartite motif-containing protein 16-like protein
Exons: 7
Coding region: 1-1758 (585 amino acids)
Molecular function (GO): protein binding; zinc ion binding
Source: RefSeq, a predicted model, not a curated record
AUGGCGGCAGCUCAAACAAUUGUGCAUACCGGUUUGUCUGCAAGCAAGAGAAGGGAUUUAGAUAGUGUUGCAAUAACAGGAAACGCUCCGUACUUCACUACUCCCAACUGCCAAGAAGCUUCCACUUUGCCUUCUGCCCUGAAAAGAAACCUGAACAUGGAGGAAAUCAUCUCAUCCAAACAAAUCACCACCAGCACUGAGCCAACUAUGGAAAAGGACCUGAAAGAAAACGAUGAAGCCGCAAAGCCUCAAGCGACCAAGAAAGAACCUGUAGAGACAAGCGAAGCAUCUCCACCCUCCGCUGACCUGCCAGAGGAGGUGAUGUGUGAUUCAUGCAUCGAGACACCGUGCAAGGCAUCCAAGUCCUGUCUGACCUGCAUGGUGUCCUACUGUGAGGAUCACUUGAGACCCCAUCUGGAAAACACCAAGUUUCAGAGCCACAAGUUGGUGGAGCCACAGAUGGAUAUGGAGCAGCGCACCUGCCAGCACCACCAGCUGGAUAUGCAGCUGUACUGCAUGAGGGACAACUGCUGUGUCUGUCCAAGCUGUGAGACAGAAGAGCACAAGGGCCACACCGUCACUCCAGUAGGGGAGGCGCGCAAACAUAUUGAGAAUGAGCUACAACAGAAACAGAAGGAAAUGACGAAGACAUUGUCAGCAGCAGAACAGGCCAUUAACAAGCUCCAGAGCAACACUGCGGCUAUAGUAAGCUCUGUAGGUGGGGUUCAGGCUGUUAUUGAACAGGAGUUCUCUGCACUGCAAGUGGCCAUUGAAGGCGCCCGUAAGAAUGCUUUAGAUGUUCUGGAAGGGGAACACAAGCAGGCACUGAGUCAGGCGGAAGGCAUCAACAGCCACCUGGAGCAGAAGAUCGGUGAGCUGAAGAAGACCAUGACUCAGGUGGAAAGAUUUUCCAGGAAGAAGAAUGAUGUGGAUUUUUUACAGGAGUACACAGAGUGGAGAAAGGGCUCGGUGGAUGUGUGUUUGCCAGGCAUUUACAUCGGCCUCAUCGACCGACUAACCACAUUCAGCCGCAUUGUUAAAGAAUCAACACAGACCUUGUGUGAUAUGCUGCAAUCCACAUACAGCGUUCAGCUCAACGAACUCUGUAAAAGUGAGACGUUAGCCAUUAAGACGAUGGUACUGCCCAGUUCUUCAAACAAGCAGCAAUCAUUCAAGCCUAAGCCUGUAACUCGAGAUGAAUUUCAGAAAUAUGCCGCCAGUCUCAGUUUCAGUCCUGACUCCACACACCAGUUCCUAAGACUCACUGAAGACAACAGAAAAGCGACCAACACCACACCAUGGCAACACAAUUACCCUGAUGUGCCUGAGCGCUUUGAGCAAUGGCGCCAAGUGAUGACAUCCGAGAGCCUUUACCUCGGCCGGCAUUACUUUGAGGUGGACCUGAGUGGAGAGGGGGCUUAUAUGGGACUUACCUACAAAAGCAUUGAUCGCAAAGGCCAACAAAACAGCAGCUGCAUCACGGGCAAUGACUUUUCAUGGUGCUUUGGACGAGAAAGCCAUGGCUACUCAGCAUGGCACUCUGCUGCAGAAACCCCUCUGAAGGUGGAAGAAGGGUCAGACUUUCACAGGAUCGGGUGCUACAUUGAGUACGAAAAGGGUUUGUUAGCCUUCUAUGGUGUUGCUGACACUAUGACACUUCUUCAUAAGUAUACCUCCAGCUUUCGGGAGCCGCUGUACCCUGUGUUCUGGCUCUCCAAGAAGGACAAUUCUGUUGUUCUGGUUAAGCCAGGUGAAUAGUGAUAAUAAACUACCCCGAAUAAGUCAUUUUAAAACAUUAUAAAUGAUUUA